Molecule: messenger RNA, 1703 nt
Organism: Dimorphilus gyrociliatus
Lineage: Eukaryota; Metazoa; Annelida; Polychaeta; Dinophilidae
Source: the annotation of a GenBank genome assembly
UUCGAACUUAUUCGAUAUACAUUAAGUAAAAGCAAGGCGCUCAAUUCAUCUUUUAUCGUUCACUCCUUUUGUUUAAAUAUAUUUAAAACAUGUCAAAAGGUAAUAACGACGAUAGAGCGGAACGUGACGGUUGCGCUCAUUAUGAAAGAAAAUGUGCACUUAUUUCACCCUGCUGCAAGAAACCUUAUGUAUGUCGUUUAUGCCACGAUGAAAAUGAAAAUCACGAACUAAAUAGAAAGGAAGUUGUGACUAUUAAAUGCCUUAAAUGCAGCGUUUAUCAGGAAGUUCAGUCCUCUUGCGAAGAUUGUGGCACUGAUUUUGCUACCUACUUUUGCAAAAUUUGUCGAAUGUUUGAUAGUAAAGAUGAUGGAAAAUUUCAUUGUAUAGGAUGUGGUAUUUGCAGAAAAGGUGGAAAAGAGAAUUACACUCAUUGCGACAACUGUGGUUAUUGCUUAAGCAAUAAAUCCUUUAAGGAGCACAAAUGUAUAAGUAAUGUUUCUUUGGAUAAUUGCACUGUUUGCUUGGAAUCGUUACACAAUUCAAUUAAACCAUUUAUCACACUGCGAUGCAGUCAUUUAAUACACGAACAUUGCGAAAGACAAAUGGCUGAAAAGGGAUUAUUUAGAUGUCCACUGUGCAAUGAAUCAAUGGCCGAUAUGACUUCGUUCUGGAAACAAUUAGAUAACGAAAUUGAACAGACAGAAAUGCCUGAGGAAUAUGUCAAUUUAGAAGUAUGGAUAAAUUGCGGGGAUUGUCAUAAAAAAUCAAAAACUAAAUUUCAUAUUGUCGGAUUAAAAUGUGCCGAAUGCGGUUCUUACAAUACCGUUGAGACAAGCGGUAGAGAAACUAGGGAAAACAAUGAAAAUCUUGAAGAAACGGAGGCUACUGAUGACUGAACAAAAUGCAAGCUAUAGGUGAUGAAGAAAAAUUAGCUAUAACUAAUAGAAGACAGGGAAGAACGUUCUAAAAAUAGUUGAAAUUUAUAAACAAUAGAAUAAGGUCUAAUAAUUACAAUAUACUAAUAUUUGAUAAAUAUCUUAUUUAUAUUGGCUUUAAUUGUAGUGGAUUAUAUUUAAAACAAAUAUUCUAAAUAAGAUUGUAAGUAUUGGAAUAAAAACAAUAAAUAGAAGCUAUUUAUUUUUUUUCAUCCAAUUUAAAUAAUUUAAUUUAAUAACCUCUUUUUUUUCUUUCUCUCUCUCACUCUCUGUCUCUUUGUGUGUGUGUGUGUGUCUCUCUCUCUCUCUCCUUCCUAAAUAUAUAUACUGUAUAUAUGUGUAUGUUAUAUUUAAAAGGUUUGAAGGUGAACAAUUUUUUAGAGCAUUCCUUCAUACUUCGUAUUUUUUAAAGGAAUAUAUAUAUGAUACAAUACGAAAAUCUCCUUUUGAAAUGUUAAUUUUUGCACUUAUUCUGAAACAAAUACGGUACAAUAGUAUAUUAUUUAUCAAUAUAAAAAAAACUCCCUCUGACCGCUCUCUAGUGCUAUUAUUUAUUUUAUUACAAAAUGUCUGAUAUCUAAAGACUAUGGCAUAUUACAAUUUAUACUUAAAUUUAGGAGGAAAUACUACAAACUUAUUAUACAUGCUAUAAGCUUUUACCAAUUAAUAACCUUUACGAAAUAAUUUACACUAACAAACCAAUAGAUGGCGUCUCUAUCGUGCCAUUAUAUUAUACUUUAAUAAUAUAGUUUCACGGGUACUUGAGAA